GCACUCGCGGUGGCGAGCAUGGGGUGCUAAUCGAGGUGCUAAAAAGACCCGAUUCGCGCGCCGAAGACCGUAAAUCGAGCGGCGAAAAGACCUGAGUCGAGCGUCAAAAGGCCUGCGCGCCUGCACAGUUCGCCGCAGCGCCUCGCAGCCACGGCAUCCCUCGUGGCCGCGACGAUGCGGUGGCGCCCGACGGUCCUCGCCGCGGCGGCCCUCGGCGGCCGCGCGCUGCUGACGGCGGCCAUGGCCGCCGUCCAGGGCGUCAACAUCCUCGACGGCGCCGCGACGGCCAAGGCCAUCCGCGCGGAGCUCGGCCGCGACGUCGACGCGCUCAGGGCCGCCCACGGCGUCACGCCGGGUCUCGGCGUCGUGCUCGUCGGCGAGCGGCGCGACAGCCAGACCUACGUGCGCAUGAAGCAGAAGGUCGCGGCGGAGAUCGGCGUGCACUGCGUCGACGCCCUGCUGCCCGACACGGCGUCGGAGGCGGAGAUCCUGGCCGCCGUCGAGGCGAUGAACGCGGACCCGGACGUCCACGGCAUCCUCGUGCAGCUGCCGCUGCCCGCGCACGUCGACGAGGGCCGCGUGCUCGGCGCCAUCGACUUCCGCAAGGACGCCGACGGCUUCAGCGAGACGAACGUCGCGCGCCUCGUCAUGCAGGGCGGGCCGCCGCCGCUCGCGAUGCCGUGCACGCCCGCGGGCUGCGUCGAGCUGCUCCGGCGCCACGGCGUACCGCUCGCGGGGAAGCGGGCCGUCGUGCUCGGGCGGUCGAACAUCGUGGGCAUGCCCGUGGCGGCGCUGCUCCAGGCCUGCGACGCGACGGUGACCGUGUGCCACUCGGCGACGCCCGACGUCGCGGCCGUCGUCCGCGACGCGGACAUUGUGGUGGCGGCCGUGGGGCGCGCGCGCUACGUCGAGGCGUCGUGGCUCAAGCCGGGCUGCGUCGUCGUCGACGUCGGCAUCAACGCCGUCGACGACCCGGAGGCGAAGCGGGGCUACCGGCUCGUGGGCGACGUGGACUUCGACGCGGCGAAGGACGUCGCGUCGCUCAUCACGCCCGUGCCCGGCGGCGUCGGGCCCAUGACCAUCGCCAUGCUCAUGUCGAACGUCGUGAACCUGACCAAGGCGAGCCUGGGCGUCGAGACCGCGCCGCUGCCGGGGCGCCUGGGGGACGCGGAGACGACGACGCGCCUGAGCGGCCUGCCUAAGGAGGGCCCUUGAAAG
Molecule: messenger RNA, 1218 nt
Organism: Aureococcus anophagefferens
Lineage: Eukaryota; Pelagophyceae; Pelagomonadales; Pelagomonadaceae
Exons: 1
Coding region: 175-1215 (346 amino acids)
Biological process (GO): tetrahydrofolate interconversion
Cellular component (GO): cytosol
Molecular function (GO): methenyltetrahydrofolate cyclohydrolase activity; methylenetetrahydrofolate dehydrogenase (NADP+) activity
Source: RefSeq, a predicted model, not a curated record